This is a messenger RNA of Platichthys flesus (European flounder), 3888 nucleotides long. RefSeq names its product centrosome and spindle pole associated protein 1-like. Gene Ontology annotation, biological process: positive regulation of cytokinesis. Bases 137 to 3523 code for a protein of 1128 amino acids. Gene Ontology annotation, cellular component: microtubule; centrosome; spindle pole. The record is from RefSeq and is a predicted model, not a curated record. Lineage: Eukaryota; Metazoa; Chordata; Actinopteri; Pleuronectiformes; Pleuronectidae. The transcript is spliced from 29 exons.
UGUGGUUUCAGGCUCACAGACGAGUCACAGACGAGUCACAGAGGUACCGCCAACAUUUGUCAGUGAGCUAACGUCGCCUUCUUCGGUCAAGUCGGACCCGAGCCUCGCUCAAUGCUGGGUUGUGUUACCUCGUCGAAUGGAGAUGGAUGAAGAGCUGGAGAACUUCAUCAGGGAGCGGAAGGCGAGAGUGGCAGAGGAUAAAGCCAGUCUACAACAAGACCCUCCUUACAUGGAAAUAAAGGCAAAACCAAACAGAGCCUAUGAGUUGACUGUUAAGGAGAACAUCCCUCCCAAGUCUGUUGCCCCGAGGAAAGAGGAGAAUUUUGGGCUGCCGCUCGGUGUAGAAUACGAGAGGAAGAAGCAGAGGCUGCAGCAUGAGCUACGUUUGGACUUCAGGCACUACAUGGCUCAGAAAAAACUCAUUGACCCUGCAGCACCUGGACCUUUAAUUCACCUCAACAACAGGGGGUCUGUCAAGCAACAGCUUGAAGACAGGACAGGCGUUGGUCCCAAACAGCGAGCCUCUUCUCGGAGGGAUGCAGCCACCCUGACUGAAGACAGUAGGGGGCUGCAGAGGGCGCUGCACCUCGCAGAGGUUAAGACCUUCUGUCCUGAGGAAGAAGAGGCUUGUCAGCAUUACGACAGGCUGGGGAGGCCUGUGGAGCUGGAAUCAGAGGAAGAUGAGUAUUUAAAGAAGGAGCUGGAGCUGUUGAAAGGCAGAAGAAACAGAUAUACAGGGACUGAGGCCAGUCAUGAGAAGAGACAAACCAAUAGGACUGAUGGCAGGGAGAAGAGGGAGAAUCCAUUCAGCUUUGCCAGAGAAGGCAGGAGAUCGAGAACACAAGCCAAAUAUGUGGAUGCUGAGUUUUCUACUGGUCUUAUAAUAGGAGCGGCAGAUACGGAUGAAGCUUUGCGUAGGAGGAAGGAGCAUUACAGACAUGAGCUGCAGGAGCAGAUCGCUGAACAACACAGGAACAAGAAAAGGGAGAAGGAUUUGGAGCUCAAAGUUGCUGUGACGGGGAUGAAUGAUCCUGAGAAACAGCCGGACCGAAUCAGGCAGUUUGGACUAAGCAGGAGAAGAUAUCUUCAGGUCUCAGAGCCUUCAGCAACAGGAGAGAGCGAAUCAUCAUCAACAGGUUUCCACAAUAAUGAGAAGAUUGGUGUUCGAGAAAGAGAAACAUCUCCUCCUGAGCAGCCUCAUGUGGCCUUCCAGUCCCCGCUGCUUGAGUACAGCUCUUCCCUGGGUCUGGGAGGUGGAGGCCUGUCUCCCAGCAGUCAGCCGGCUGCCCCCUCCUUCCCCAGAGCCAUGGACACUCCAAGAAUUCCUCUGUUUCCUCCACAUCCUCCCUCAUCAGUCAGAGAAGCCUGCAGGAGCUUGUAUGCGGAGCCUCAUUACUGCUGUUGCAACAGAAACCUGCUUGACCCAAACAUGGCCUACUAUGGUCAUUUGCCUGUUCCUGUUCCUGGCGCUGGCCAGCCCAUCUCCUACUGGAACAUGCCACCAGGGGCUGCUGUGCCCAGUCAGCUUGGUAACCACAGUCCUCACAGUCAGCACAGUGGCAGCAGCUUCCCUGAACCCCCAUUACAGCCCAGUAGCGAAGCUGCUAUAGUGGACUCAUGUAGCAGUGUUUUCCCUUCAGAGAGUUCCAGGUCAAACAGAAAGAGAAUCCUGAGCUACAGAGACGCUCUCAAAGUACAGGAAACCCCCUGGAGUGGGAGCAACGAAUUUUACAACAAGAUCCAGGAGCAGCAGGAAAGGAGACGUCUGGAGAGGGAGGAGCAAGAGCGAAAUGAGGCGCAGCUGGAGGCCUACUCGAAGAACCACCAGCCGUGGGGGCGAGGUGGAGGAGGAGCCCCUCUCAGAGACAGCACUGGGAAUCUAAUUGCUGAUCUCCACCAGAUGCACAGGCUGAAUGAGGAGGCCUACACCAACCCGGAGCAAUCGCAGAGGAAAGCUGCUGCCACCGUGUUGGCACGACAGACGGAGCAGCCUGAGCCCAUCGAGAGAAUCUCCGGUUUCACACACGUCCAUACCCCCCAGUUUGCCAGAGGCAAAGUGUUUGCCAACCAGCCCACCCAGCACCAUCUCCAUGAGCAGGACACGUACAAGGCUUGUCUCAAACAGCAGAUUGAAGAGAAAAUGCGUAAAAAGGCAGAGGAGAGGGAGCAGGCCAGACAGGAGGAGGAGAAGGAGGAGAAGAGGCUGGCAGAGCAGAGAGCUCGUAUCCAGAGGGAGUAUGAAGCAGAAGAAGAAAAGAAAAAACGAAAGGAAAUGGAGCAAAAGGCCAAGAAUGAAGAGCUGAUUCGAUUGGCUGAACAGAGGAAGAAGGAAGCCGAAAGGAAGAAGAAGGAAGUAGAGGAGAAGGAAAAUGCAGCACUUAGAAGGCAGAAUGAGAUGGAGAGACAGACCCGGGUGGAGGAGGUCUGCAGGGAGCCUUCUCCUCCAAUCCCCACCCUGCAGAGGAAACAUGGGUCACACCGAUACACCCCCAGACCCCCUACUGUUGACAGCCAACGUUCCACUGCUCCCCUGUCUGAGUGCUCUUUGUCUGGUCUCCAGUCACCUCCUGUGCCUGCUCGUAGGAACCAGCUUCGAGCUACAGGUGACCAGCGUGACGUGUUCAGCGAGCUGUCUGCUUUGCGUCGGCAUCUUCGCUCAGAACAGAAGCGGUUGGAGCAGGACGAAUUGGAGGAGUUAGACUCUCCACUGAGAGACAGACAUCAGGAGCCUCCCCUGGUAGAUGUGUUUGAUAUGGCCAGGUUGCGGCUCCAAGCUCCAGCUCGAAGACCCAACUCCAGAAACAUUGAGCCCAGAAAUCUGCUGCGGAUCCACGACUCCCUGCCGCUCAACCACACAGACAGGAAGUCAAGGCUGGGCUCCUGUGACGUUCCACUGGAGGAAGUUGGUGUGAGCAGCAGGAGAAGAUACGACCACAGGGAUCCAUGUCAGCAGCUCAGCAGCCAGAGGACGACCGUGCUGGACGAUUAUUUUGACCUGUCCCCUCCACAUCAAAAUGAUUAUCUGAGGAGUGUGAUGGGGCGAUCUCCAAGGGGUUCUCUGCUGGAGUCGGACAGAGUGUUCAUUGAGCCCCUAGGUGAGGCCCUUAUACUGCCGCCAUACCCAGACAUCCAGAGAACCUCCCAGCUAUCGGCCAGGGAGAGGAGGAGGCAGGCCAAACAGUCCCAGCAUCCUCAGGAUCGAGCUGCUUCCAGCCAGUAUAUCGGCCAAUAUGACGACUACUCCACUCACGCAGGGACCAGGCCGCAGCAGGAGGUGGAGCACAGCGAGGGGAGGAGCCCAAACAGUGCAGGGCAUCGGACGGCUCUCAGUCGUCGUGGUAACAAAGCCGGACCAGUGGAUCUGUCUGAUGAUGACUCCUCCCCGACUCAGUCCUCUUCUCGCAAUCUUAACCAUCAAUGCUCCAUAGAAACUGUCGUCACAGAUCCCUGGAUGCGCCCGGGGACAUCGGACACCCUGAAAUGUUUGGACCGUCCAUCUAGGAGGGAGCGGUUGGCAACGUAGGACUUUGUUUCCGUGACCUCUGAGCUUCCUUGUACUCUGGAAAGUCUCUUGUGACAUUGACUCCGCUGUCUUUAAAGCUAUGGUUGUUUUUACCUCAUGGAUUAUGGGACGGACGGCUGUGUGAAAAAUGUACUUUUGUAAAAAUCAUUGUUUACAUCAUUGACAACAUACAUGUUUGUAUGGGCCAUUGUUUGGCUAAUGACUGAAUAGAUUUUAUUAAAUUAUUUUAAUUAUUAAUAGUAUUUUCUCCUUUUGUGUGACGUAACCAGCCGAUCUGCCAAUGGGGUGACAAGGCAUCAUCCUGCUUACAUAAGUUACCUUUUCUAGACAACACAAUAAACCUCCAUCAAGGAUAUUGCACUUUU